Neodiprion virginianus is the source of this 4640-nucleotide messenger RNA. RefSeq lists its product as uncharacterized. The transcript has 9 exons. Gene Ontology annotation, cellular component: nucleus; ribonucleoprotein complex; cytoplasm. The coding region runs from base 177 to 4493 and encodes 1438 amino acids. Gene Ontology annotation, molecular function: RNA helicase activity; ATP binding; RNA binding. NCBI's taxonomy places the organism in Eukaryota, Metazoa, Arthropoda, Insecta, Hymenoptera, Diprionidae. The record is from RefSeq and is a predicted model, not a curated record.
UUCGUAACCUGAGGAUAUCCACUUGCUUCGCGUCACUGGACGUGCCGGCAGUCGUAUAUGUGAAUCUGAACCCUUUUUUGCUAGACAGUGAACCACAGUGAAUUUCCUGCGCUUGUGCGCGUAUCUCUGAUCAAUAUUACUUAAUAAGAAAUCGUGAUAACUAGUAGAAAAAAAUAAUGGGCCGUUAUCGAAGCCGUAGCCGAGAAAGGGAUAGGAGGCGCAAAUCUCGCAGUCGGUCCCGGAGUCGGUCACCUAGAGAUCGCCGUGGCUGGGGGGGACCUGGUGGUGGAGGAGGAGGAGGAGGUCCAGGACGCGACAGAGGGGGUGGUGGAGGUGGUGGCCGCGGAGGCAGAGGACAGCCUGGGGCUAAUCUCAGAAAGCCACGCUGGGACUUAAGCCGUUUAGAACCAUUCAAGAAGGACUUCUAUGUGCCUAGUGAUGUCGUACAACAUAGGGAUCCUCGUGCCGUCGAACAGUACAGAAGUGACAAAGAAAUCACCCUUAAAGGAAGAAACAUACCUAAUCCUGUAUUCACCUUUGAAGAAGCGGGAUUUCCUGAUUAUGUUCUGAAAGAAGUCAAGAGGCUUGGAUUCAAGGAGCCGACAUCAAUUCAAGCCCAGGGAUGGCCAAUUGCUCUGAGUGGGCGGGACAUGGUGGGAAUAGCUUCAACUGGAUCAGGAAAAACCUUGUCUUACAUACUGCCCGCCAUAGUACAUAUAAAUAGCCAGCCUAAGCUAAGUCGCAAAGACGGUCCUGUAGCUUUAGUCUUGGCUCCGACACGAGAAUUGGCUCAACAAAUACAGCAGGUGGCUGACGACUUUGGUCAUUCGUCAGGCAUCAGGAAUACAUGUUUAUAUGGAGGUGCGCCGAAGGGUGCGCAGGCUAGGGAUCUCGAUGGGGGUGUAGAAAUUGUAAUCGCAACACCCGGUAGACUAUUGGACUUUUUAGAAUCCGGUCGAACAAACCUGAAAAGAUGUACAUAUCUAGUACUGGACGAGGCUGAUAGAAUGCUUGACAUGGGAUUCGAGCCUCAAAUUAGAAAAAUCAUAGAACAAAUUAGACCUGAUAGACAGACACUUAUGUGGUCUGCAACAUGGCCCAAGGAGGUAAAGAAUCUGGCCGAAGACUUUCUUAAGGACUACACGCAAAUAAACGUUGGGUCUCUUCAGCUUGCAGCUAAUCAUAAUAUCCUUCAAAUUAUCGACGUGUGUCAAGACUACGAAAAGGAAAACAAACUUAGCACAUUGUUGAAAGAGAUAAUGGCUGAGAAUGAGAACAAAACGAUAGUUUUUAUUGAAACUAAACGCAGAGUGGACGAGAUAACUAGAAAAAUGAAGCGUGACGGCUGGCCUGCAGUCUGUAUACAUGGGGACAAAACGCAACAAGAAAGAGACUGGGUUUUACAAGAUUUUCGAUCUGGCAAAGCACCGAUACUAGUAGCCACUGAUGUAGCAGCACGAGGUCUUGACGUGGAAGACGUUAAGUUUGUCAUCAAUUUUGACUACCCUUCGUGUUCCGAGGACUACGUCCACAGAAUCGGCCGAACAGGUCGAAGGCAGAAGACUGGAACUGCCUACACCUUUUUCACUCCAAACAACUCAAACAAAGCAAACGAUUUGAUUCAAGUAUUGAAAGAAGCUAAUCAAGUUAUAAAUCCUAAACUACUGGAACUCACUGAUAGCAGAGGUGGUGGUAGCGGCGGCGGCGGCGGUAUAUUUGGAAGGCAUAGAGGAGGAAGAAGCAGAUGGCGUUCUAAGGGCGGAGGAAGCGGAGCAGGAGGAGGAGGGAGAGGUGGAAGAGAUCGCAGUUUCUCCAGGAGUCGAAGUCGCAGUCGUAGUCGUGAGCGCAAUGGUCGAGGAGGAGGUCGUCGGAGCUACAGCCGAAGCUACUCCCGCAGUCGCAGCCCCGUAAACAAUCGCACAGGCAAGUCCUCAGCCAGUCCCAACAACGGUGCAGGGGGCUCUGUUCCACCCCCAACCCUGGCAGCCGCCACUCGUUUAAACUUACAGCCACCUCCUCCGCCCCCUCCCCCUCCUGCUCCUCCUCAACAACUACCAGCCCCUGCUCAGCCUCUUCCUCCAUUACGCCUGAUCUUAUCGGCACAUCCCCCCCCUCCCCCUCCUUCUCAACCUUCACAACCACUCACGGUUUCCACCCACCCACAACUCCCUCCUGCCAUGCCUUCUGUUAUGGGGCCGAUGGGCCCUUCUCUACCCUCGCAUAGCCAUGUUGCGUAUACGGGGGCCCCGACACCCACUCAUUUGAACGUAAUGGGUGUAAUGGGGUUGGGAGGAGCUCCUCCCCCUCCGAGAGUGAACAUGGGGAACGUGGGUGGAGGGUUCCACCAUCAGCAGGGGGGUGGCCCACCGUCAAACAUGAACAUGGCCCCUCCGUCCAAUUUAGGCGGAGGUGGCUACCCCAACAUGCCACCCCGAACUUACAGACCUAGGACAGACAGAGAAUAUGGCAACCGCACAGGUGGAGGCACAUACUGGAACAGCCAACAACAGCCUCACGGAGACAUGGGUGGGCUCAAGCAAAACCAAAAGAAAGCACCUGGUGAUCUCUUGAAGAAACCAAACUGGGACUUGAACUCUCUCCAACCAAUAAUUAAGAACUUAUAUGUCCCACAUGCAAAUGUCGUCAGCCGUUCUCCGGACGAAGUAAACAAGUACCAUAUUGGAAAAGAAAUCACUGUCAAGGGAAACAACACUCCUUUCCCAAUCCAAGCCUUCGAAGAAGGAAACUUCCCGGACUAUGUGAUGGAGGAAAUUAGAAAACAGGGAUUCAAAGAACCUACUGCUAUCCAGUCACAAGGAUGGCCCAUUGCUCUCAGCGGUCGUGAUAUGGUCGGCAUCGCCCAAACUGGAUCCGGCAAAACUUUGGCUUACGUGCUUCCGGCCACUGUGCAUAUCAACAAUCAGCCGCGACUAGGGCGAGGAGAGGGACCUAUCGUUCUCAUCUUGGCGCCAACCAGAGAACUUGCACAGCAAAUCCAGAGCGUAGCUCGAGACUUUGGAUCCUCCUCAUGCAUUCGUAACACUUGUAUCUUCGGAGGGUCACCAAAAGGACCACAGGCUCGAGAUCUAGAGCGUGGUGUUGAAAUUUGCAUAGCCACGCCUGGACGUCUGAUUGAUUUUCUUGAAAAGGGUACAACUAAUCUACGCAGAUGCACGUACUUAGUCCUGGAUGAAGCAGACAGGAUGUUAGAUAUGGGAUUUGAACCUCAGAUCAGGAAAAUUAUCGAACAAAUCAGACCCGACAGACAAGUUCUGAUGUGGUCAGCUACCUGGCCCAAAGAAGUUCAAGCUUUGGCCGAAGAUUUUCUCACUGAUUACAUUCAGAUCAAUAUUGGUUCCCUGACUUUGGCUGCCAACCAUAAUAUACGUCAAAUAAUUGAAAUAUGCCAAGAGCAUGAGAAGGAAACAAAGCUCUCUUCCCUCUUGAGAGAGAUUGGAGCAGACCGCGGUAACAAAACGAUAAUAUUUGUUGAAACUAAGAAGAAGGUGGAUGACAUAACAAAGGCAAUAAAACGCGAAGGAUGGUCAGCAAUUGCAAUACAUGGAGAUAAGUCUCAGCCAGAAAGAGAUUACGUUCUGUCAGAGUUUAGAAAUGGAAAGACGGCUAUACUGGUUGCCACUGAUGUAGCUGCGCGAGGACUGGACGUUGAGGAUGUAAAAUAUGUAGUGAAUUUCGACUACCCAAAUAGUUCCGAGGACUACAUCCACAGGAUAGGCAGAACAGGGCGUUGCGAAAGUGCUGGUACAGCUUAUGCAUAUUUCACACCAAACAACGCGAGACAGGCUAAGGAAUUGGUCUCCGUCCUAGAAGAGGCUGGCCAACCGAUCAAUCCUCAAUUAUCAGAGAUGGCAAACUCGCAGAGAAAUCAAUUUGGCAAAGGCCGUCAACGAUGGAACACCGUCCGACCCACCAAGGACAGUAGCAGCGGGGGUCCCGGGAGCCCACGAAAUAUUGGCAGUCCCAACGCAAACAACUGGCAAAAUAAUCAGCAGAAUGGUAUUCAAGACAGGUCGACCCCGCGGCAACAGAAUGGCUACCAAAACAAUCGGCAAACAAAUUAUCACAGUAAUCAGAACAGCUAUCAACCAAGGCAGCCGAAUAGUUAUCAAAACGGAUAUCAGAAUGGUAAUAAUGCAGGUGGAUACCAAAGCAAUUUCCACAAUCAGAAUGGAGGUACACCUAGGUAUCAAGGACGCGGUGGAUACCAAGGGAAUAGGUAUAACAGUAGACAGAAUGGGUUUAAUGGCAACCAAAAUGGGCAGGGCAUGUACUCUAUGCCUCCUCCGUUCAUGAUGCCACCAGGCAGUCAUACAGAUGCAGGCAUCCAAAGCCUGGUAAACAACAAGUUCUUCCAGACCAACAGGCCACCACCAGGAACUAACCCGUGUGCUUAUCAAUCAAUGGGUUAUGGCCAGUUUCAACCAGUCUCACCAUACGGCUACCCUUACCCACCAACCCCAGUGCAGCAGUGACAUCUUUCGAGAGGAAAACCCACUGGGGCACGGGCCAAGUAAGCAGGAAAUAAUAUUUGAUAGUUCUCUGUUUCCUAAAUGUCCCGUGAAUAAUUCUAUAAUAAUUACUGUCAAAAGGUAGGUUUUGAUGAAUAUGUUCUUAAUGUG